This is a messenger RNA of Calliphora vicina (urban bluebottle blowfly), 1711 nucleotides long. It is a transcript of the gene Reg-5, whose product is annotated as Rhythmically expressed gene 5. The record is from RefSeq and is a predicted model, not a curated record. Lineage: Eukaryota; Metazoa; Arthropoda; Insecta; Diptera; Calliphoridae. The coding region runs from base 148 to 1092 and encodes 314 amino acids. The transcript has 4 exons.
CAAGUAAAACAAAGUUUAAAAAUACUUGAUUCAGUAAAUUUAGUGAAGUGAAAAAUUCGAUCGUGACUAAAUAGAGCAACAAAAUAAAACAAAUUUAAAAACCAAACAAACCCCACGAAAAAAGAAAAAAAAGUUCAUUCCAUCACUAUGGCUCGUCUUCUGCAAUUUAAUGUAGCGAAAGUUUUAUUAGCAUGUUGUAUAUUCCUAAGUGUUCACACCAACAUGCAGUCCACGAACGCCUCUUCCAUACCAAUUUGGGAAUUUUUAACACGUAAUGAAAAGAUGUCUUAUUUGUAUUCCACAUUUGCCCAAUUAGUGAGUGUGCACUGUAAAGCUACCACAGCCACAUCUAACAUACCAGUUAAUCAAUGUAAACGUGAUCUAUUGAGUUAUGGUUAUGAAAAACUACAAACCUUUAACGAUGCCCAAUUGGAUGCCUUUGAUCCUUAUCAAAGGGGCGCCAGUCAAUUAAUUUGGACCUCCAUUAUGAGAGAUCAUCCCAGCUCGACUUUGGUAACAACACGUAAACCCUUGCCCACACCACCGGCAACCUCAAUUGUCAUCAUGACCCACCAGCAGCAGCCUAGUGCCACAAAAACUAAAUUUAUCGAUAGCACAACAUCCUCCCAUCAAUAUCCAAAAAAUCCGAUGUUUGACAGCAGUGAACAUAAACAUCAUUAUGCCAUGGAUAUGGACAUAGCAUAUGGACAACCCAGCAUGGCCCACAAUCCCCAGAUUGAUGUGUUUGAUGUGAGUGCCCAUAAAACAUAUUUGACUGGACCCUCGGUGGUGCGUGUUAAACCUGAUGGUUCUCCCGUCGAAGAAGAUCAACACAGGCCAUUGGCUAAAGAUGACGAUUUGGAAUCAUAUGGCUCAGUGACAUUUGGCCGCAACGAUGACAUUAAAGUAAAUACAAAUGCAAAUCAACAGAAACAUCGCAAAAUUGCCACCAUUAAUGCUUUGAAACAGCAAUAUCUGGCAAAUUUGGCCAGACAACAGCAGGAGUUAUUGCCACCUUACGAGGAUGCCAGACGUCGACGUCGCCGUCAUCAACCCAUUGCCUACCACCAUUACAGCAAUAUUCGUGUGUAAUUAAUUAACAAAUGAAUUGUCUGCUUUUUUGAAGAAGUGAAAUAUGUCUGAGAGAUUUAACUAAAUAAUUAACCCCUGAAACUUAGUUAAAUUAUCAAAUACAUAUGUAUGUACAUAUGAUUUGGAUAAAAUAAUAUGUUUUCUACUCUUUAGCUUUAUUUGUAAAUUAUUGUAAGUUUUAGUUUUAAAUUUAUUUAUAUGUUUGGCUUAAUUUGUAUAUUUUUACGAGUGCAUGAGUUAUUUUGUUUGGCUGUGUAUUUGAAUGUCUGUGAAUGAUUUGAAUCUACUAGUAAUUAAUUUUAAAAACAUUUUAAUUUGUAAUUUUCUUAGUUAUAAUUUAAACGUUUUAUUUACAUCAUAUUUUCUUUUUUUAUUUUGCAAACUCAUGGAAUUAUUUACAUACAUUUUUGUUUUAAUUUUUUCUAUUUAAUUAUUUUAUUAUAUAAAAAAAAACAUUUUUGCAUAUUAUUGAAACAAAAAAAAAAACAUUUAAUUAACUUUUAUUUAUUGUGUGCUUUAAUUUAAGAUUUUAUUAUUGUAUUUACCCCUAAAUACGAGUAUGUAUAGUUAAGUUUGUAAAGAGUUUUUUACGAAUGAAAUAAAUCACUUGAAAAAUAUA